AUGGGCAGAAAGAACGGUGACACGGGCUACAAGGCAGCUCGGAAAAACGUCAAGAGCUCAGGACCGGCAGAUGCGGCACCUGCCCCUUCUUCGUCGGGGGGCAAAGCAAGUCAAGUCUCUGCAGAACUUCGUCAGGCCGUCAAGGAUCUUGGAGGAGAUGAAGAGGAUUUGAAACUUAUCGAGGGCAUCGAUGAGGAGGACGAUUUUGAAGUGAACAACAGCUCUAAGAGCCAAGGCAAGGAAGCAGCGGCAGACGAGAAGUCGCUACGGAAGGCGUUGGGCGAGUUCAUGAAAACUCUUGAUCUUCCGAAUGUCGCGCCAGUGUCCGAUACAGUUGCCGACAAGGACGAAGAUGACUCAGACGUCAAUGAGUCUGAUGACGAUGAUGUUGAGAGUGCAGAGGAGGAUGAGGACGAGGAGGAUGAUGAUGAUGAUGACGAGGAGGAAGAGGAAGACGCUGAAGACCUGCUAGAAAACGAAAUGGUGGCGCUCGCACCGAAUGCUCCCAGGGAGCGCAGAGUCAGCGAGCCCAAAAUGGCAGCGCCUACGGUCGAGAAGGUCACGUCAAGUAACAAGGGUGUGUUGGGGAAACCUGUAGAUGUGGACCAGUCGUCCGCGACGAGAGUUCCCGCUGCUACAUCUUGGUCAUCGCUAUUCACUCCUCCACCACCAUUGACGAAACCCCUUGGGCCGAUACCGCUCGGAAAACUAAACACUUUACGUCAAAAGGCGCAAGGCUUCCUUGAUAACCUCCCUCCCCUCAACCGUGCUUCGUCUUCUUCGGACGCUGCUUUCAUCUCUCAAAUCCUACAAUCGGGUACGCACCAGGACAAACUCUCAGCCUUGGUUCUUCUUGUCCGCGAAAGUCCUAUGCACGCCGUCAAGGAGCUCAACAGGUUGAGAAAUAUGGCCGGAUGGAAAGAGGAUGGUCUAGGAGGUGGAGGGAAUAAGGAUCAGAGGAUCGCUGUAUUGAAGGCUCUGGCAGAUUGGUGGAUUUCAGGAGGCGGAAAGGAAUCUGGUAAACUCAAGUAUUUCGCCGAUCAGCCACUGCUCGGUCAUCCUGAGAUCUCUGACCGCCAUCUGCUCCUCUUUGCCUUCGAGGAUUUCCUCAAGAAAUGGUUCUUCAGUCUUCUGCAAGUGCUCGAGGCGAGUCUUAUGCUCUCUCACGACACCUUGCCGUAUAUCCGGACGCAGGCUCUGCACAUCAUCUUCCAGCUUCUCGCUGGCAAUGCGGAGCAAGAGCAAAAUCUGCUUCGCCUAGGCGUUAACAAACUUGGAGACAUGGACCGCUCUGUCGCUUCUAAAACCUCACACCACAUUCUUCAGCUCUUGCAGGUCCAUCCAGCGAUGAAGGCGGUCGUUGCCCGGGAGGUCUCUUCUCUGAUUCUUAAGCCUUCUUCCGGACAAGAGCCGAUUAAGACUCAUAUACGAUUCGACGAUGAGAAAGGCAAGGCACCAGCGGCCAAGCAUGAGGGUACCAGUCAUGCCAGAUACUACGGGAUCAUCACCCUAAAUCAAAUUACCCUUACUUCGAAAGAUCAACAGACGGCUGCUCGAAUGGUCGAAUUGUACUUUGAGAUAUUCAGAGAGAUUCUUGGUGCAUCCGAACAAGCGGUCGGUGAGCAAGGACCUGCCGGGAUCGAAAAGGUUGCAGGCAAAGUCGAAAAGUGGAGAGGGCGACGAAAGGGAGCCAAGCCAAAGGGUGGACGGAAAAGUGCUCUGGAGGAAGAAGCUCUGGUCGAUGCUGGCGAGGCCAAGCUUGUAGCCGCAGUUCUGACAGGCAUCAAUCGAGCUCUACCUUAUGCCAAGUUGGACGAGGAUUUAUUGUCCAAAUACAUGGACACGCUGUUCAAGAUCACUCACAGAGGCACCUUCAAUACCUCUAUUCAGGCCCUCAAUCUCAUCUUCACCGUCUCUCGCACUCAAACAUCCGUCGUCGAUCGAUUUUACCGAACUUUGUACGACUCGCUUUUCGAUGAAAGAUUAGUGACUUCUUCAAAGCAGGCGAUGUACCUCAACCUGUUCUUCAAGGCCGUCAAGUCGGACUCGGAUCAAGCCAGGGCCAUGGCGUUCGUCAAAAGACUAUUGCAGAUGUUGGGUAUGCAGCAGCCUCCAUUCGUAUGCGGAGCGCUCUAUCUUCUGGGUGAUCUCUUCUCCACCGUUCCUGGACUCCGGCGCAUGCUAUCUGAGCCUGAAGACGAUGAAGUGGAACACUUCGUAGAUGCAGAUCGUCCGCAGGACGAUGUCACUGGUGCCCCUGCUCAAGCAUCCGGUUCACGAGCAUACGACGGUAAGAAACGUGAGCCACGAUUUGCAAAUGCAGAUGCCAGCUGUCUGUGGGAGCUUCUCCCUUUUCUUGAUCAUUUCCACCCUUCCAUCUCGCUGCAGGCAUCGCAACUCCUCAACUCGGAGCCGAUCACUGGAUCAUCUGAUAUCUCUCUUAAUACCCUGGUCUCAUUUUUGGAUAGAUUCGUCUAUCGGAAUCCUAAAAAGAAUCUACAACCAAAAGGGGCCAGCAUCAUGCAGCCCGCCGCCGCGUCUGACAAAUCUGGUUUGGUGGUUAAGAACAAAGGUGCUCGAAUCGGCGAUGCUGGUUUCGUCAAUUCGGAAGCAUUCUGGAGAAAGAAGAUUGAAGACGUUCCGGCGGAUCAAUUGUUCUUCCACCAAUUCUUUGCUUCCAAGUUGGCCAAGGCCGAGGGGUCAAGGGCAGCCAAGUCGGAGGGUAAGGAUGACGAGAGCGAGAUGGGAAGUGCUCUGGAUAGCGAUGCGGAGGAGGACGAAGUCUGGAAGGCCAUGCAAGCUUCCAUGCCAGGAGCAGACGACGGUAUGGAUCUCAGCGAUGACAGCAGCGAUAUUUUGGACGAUGAGUCUGCUUCGGUGGACGAAGUCAACGGAGCCGACGAAGACGAUGAGGACGAUGAGGACGCCGCUGUGGAAUUGGGCGACGACGAUUCAGAUGGUGACAUGGCCGAGGAUGAUGUGAACGAUUCUGAUUCGGACUCGCCGUUCCCCGACUUCGCCGAUGAGGAUGACGAUAUUAUCUCCGAUGACGAGAUGCCCAACAUCGAGCUCGAGGUCUCUCCGUCCCCUGAGCCAGAGGUAGAGGAGAGUAUGGCUGCAGGCAAGAGAAAGCGCAACAAGGAAAGAAGGGAACAGAAGAAGAAGAGAAAGGAGAUGCCUGUGUUUGGAAGCUAUGAGGAAUACGCCAAACUCAUCGAGCAGGAUGAUGAUCAAGAAGAAGAGAUUUGA
Kockovaella imperatae is the source of this 3249-nucleotide messenger RNA. RefSeq names its product CBF/Mak21 family-domain-containing protein. NCBI's taxonomy places the organism in Eukaryota, Fungi, Basidiomycota, Tremellomycetes, Tremellales, Cuniculitremaceae. The transcript has 9 exons. Gene Ontology annotation, cellular component: nucleus. Bases 1 to 3249 code for a protein of 1082 amino acids. The record is from RefSeq and is a predicted model, not a curated record.